AUGGGUCAGCCCAUACAGCACGCUGGCCAGACCCACUCCCAGAACCCCGUCACAGAUGUACCGGGCCAGCACGAAGAGUGGGAGUGGGAGUAUGAGUACGACCAGAAUGCCACCGAGGACUACUACCUGACCCUGGACCUGACAACUCAUGUGCCCGACGCCUUCGUCCAAAGAGGAGAGCGUGUGACCGCACGCAAAAAGUUCAACGCCCACGCAUCUGUCACUCGACGAAACGAUGCGAACAGCGAAGAAGAGGAAACAGCUUCUGGCGAGGACGACCCGUCCACUUCUGCAGGCAAGCUCCAGCUUGUUGACCUGCACACCGAGAAUCCACUCGUGAAGCUCGACGAUAAUAUCUACUCUUGCCAAUGGGCCACAGACCUCGGUACUCAGUUUCAUAUCGCCAAGGCGGGUGACAUUCCCAAUCCUCGCCGACUGGGCACCGUUCUGGAUGUUAUCGCUACCACGCGCACUAGGCUCCUCGGCAAACCUGCAGAUCUGCGUCCGCGACAUGCACGACUGGAUGCCAUAGCCAACACCACUGGAGGAGAUCCGCAACGUGCGAAUGACGCCGAUGGCGAUUAUGAUCCCGAAAAGGGGCAGCGCGACCUCUCGUCUGCUUCAGGCUGGCAGGUUGAGCCUGGCAAGCCACUCAAGAUCCCUCGUGAUCUCUACACCACCGAGAACGGCCGUGCACAAGCCUCAUUCUUGGAGCGUCUCUCGGAAAUCAAAUUGAAGAAGGGCGAGAAGGAUCAAGUCCCGCCACACACCAUCAAGAUCCAUGAGAUGCCUGCCAAUGCGGAUGAGAUACGUCGAGCUGCCCUCGAAGCUGAUGCUGAGAAAGAAAGAGAGAAGACGGCAGAAAAGGCCGCUGCUAGUCAGCAAAGGCAGGUCAAAAAACGACGCAAAUUGACGCAUAGUGAAAAGGGCGUUGAGGAGCUGCAAAGCGCGAAGCUGGCUGGCCGACAUUCCAGGGAGACUGUGGCCGCCAGACUGGGAUUUCAAGAGGCGCACUCGCUAUCGACACCCUCUGCUAGCCCGUCGAGCUUUUUGGCCAGUCCGUCCAUUCUCACGGGACAGUACAAAGCUUCCACGGAUUCAUCAGGUAGGACAACUUUGAGAGAUGUCGCUAUAACAGAGAACCAAGCAACGUCGUCACGAGACAUGGGGACAGAACACGCCACACCUCAGCAAGGCGCAUCAGAUGACCGCGGAGGGCGCUCAGAAGCUGCCGCGCAAAACACUCCCGAGGUAGCCUUACAGACUGAAACAGCGCCGCCGGAUGCAGGAUUUGCACAGGCAGGGCCCUCAGAUGCUUCAUUACGCACCUCGACUGCACCGACUACUGGUUCCGCAGUGGAACACAGCGCAUCAACUCACACCAGCGCUUACGCUUCAUCACCCGAAGCGCAAGCUACGCAAAACCUGUCCCAACCAGGCGUAUCUGCCGACACUACAGCUGCGCGAGUAUCGAGCACUCAAGAUCCGCUCACAUGA
This is a messenger RNA of Lecanosticta acicola, 1497 nucleotides long. The record is from the annotation of a GenBank genome assembly. NCBI's taxonomy places the organism in Eukaryota, Fungi, Ascomycota, Dothideomycetes, Mycosphaerellales, Mycosphaerellaceae.